AUUUUUUUUUAAAGCAUCUAGGCUUGCAGUUUCUCCCUCCUCCACUAGAGAGCGCCACUGAGCCCCACACUAUACCAGCAGUCAGCGGAGCUUGAGCUCCUCCGCCGCAGCCGAGCAGUGCAGUCGAGCCGAGAGGAGAGUGUGGAAUGGGCCGCUGUCUCCAACCGCCAAUGAAGACACCCCUGCGGAUAACAUGUCUUCCCGUGUGAUUGUUUUCCAAAUAUAAGAUAGCGGAUUCGUCGGCAUCGUCGCUUACCUAUUUCCCCCCUGCCACACGCCUCCGAAAGGCUGAAUGGAAGCCGAGGGAGCGGUCGGGUUGUCGGAGGCCGGGGACGGGAGUCCUCUGUCCGGGGCCACAGCAUCCGAUGAUGCUGACACGGUGGUUGGCGUUAGCUACGGAAUGGACGCGGCAGACAUGGAUGCUGCAGCAAGGAAAGCCUUUAUCACUGAGAUGCCAUCCUCCUCAGGUCUUCCUGGCCAAGGAAAAAAGAUUGGCCACAGAGGGGUGGAUGCAUCUGGAGAAACCACUUACAAGAAGACAACAUCCUCUGCACUGAAAGGAGCCAUCCAACUGGGCAUCGGCUACACUGUGGGAAACCUGAGCUCCAAGCCGGAGAGAGAUGUUUUGAUGCAGGACUUCUACGUGGUGGAAAGCAUAUUUUUUCCCAGUGAAGGGAGCAACCUCACCCCAGCCCACCACUUCCCGGACUUCCGCUUUAAAACGUAUGCUCCUGUGGCCUUCCGCUACUUCAGAGAGCUGUUUGGCAUCAGACCAGAUGACUACCUGUACUCCCUGUGUAAUGAGCCACUUAUUGAGCUGUCCAAUCCCGGAGCGAGCGGUUCAGUCUUCUAUCUCACAAAGGACGACGAGUUCAUCAUCAAGACGGUCAUGCACAAGGAGGCGGAAUUCUUACAGAAGUUGCUGCCGGGCUACUACAUGAACUUGAAUCAGAACCCCCGUACUUUGCUGCCCAAGUUUUUCGGCCUCUACUGCGUCCAGUCUGGCGGCAAGAACAUCCGCGUGGUGGUGAUGAACAACGUCCUGCCUCGCGUUGUGCGCAUGCACCUCAAAUACGACCUGAAAGGUUCCACCUACAAGAGGCGGGCAUCCAAGAAGGAAAGAGAGAAGGCACGGCCCACAUUUAAAGAUCUUGACUUCAUGCAAGACUUGCAGGAUGGAUUGAUGCUGGACCAGGACACGUACAACGCGCUGGUCAAGACCCUGCAAAGAGACUGCCUGGUGCUGGAAAGCUUUAAGAUCAUGGACUACAGCCUCUUGCUGGGAGUUCACAACAUGGACCAGGCAGAGAGGGAAAGGCAGACGGAAGGCUCCCAAGGCGGCAGCGAUGAGAAAAGGCCCAUGGCCCAGCAGAAGGCCUUGUACUCUACGGCCAUGGAGUCCAUCCAGGGAGGGGCCGCAUGCGGGGAGUCCAUUGACACUGAAGAUACGAUGGGCGGGAUCCCUGCUGUCAAUGGAAAAGGAGAAAGACUUCUUCUCUACAUUGGCAUCAUUGACAUCUUACAAUCCUACAGAUUAAUCAAGAAAUUGGAACACACAUGGAAAGCUUUGGUGCAUGAUGGGGAUACUGUCUCAGUCCAUCGGCCUGGUUUCUAUGCUGACAGAUUCUUCAAGUUCAUGAGCAGCACCGUAUUCAGGAAGACCUCCUCUCUGAAAUCAUCUCCAUCCAAGAAGGGUCGUGUGUCGCUGACAGUUCCAAAGUGUGGUGGCCCUGGUGCGGCUUGGUCUGUCAGCCAGCUUCCAUCGGAGAGAGACGAGAAUAUCUACGACCUGAGAGGCGCUCGCAGCUUCCCAACGCUGGAAGAUGAAGGGCGACACGAUCUGCCUUGUACACCUCCGUCGUUUGAAGAGGCUACCACGGCAUCCAUUGCCACCACCCUGUCCUCCACCACCUCACUGUCUAUCCCUGAAAGAUCUCCCUGCGACACAGUCGAGCGCCCCCGCUACAGGAGGCACACCCAGUCUCUCAGCCAUGAUGUAAGGACCCAGGAGGAGCUUCGUGUGCGCGAAGAGGACCAGCAGACUAUCACAGUGGAGGUGGAGUUAAAGAGACGUGACAGUGAGCCCACCUUUUCCAUCCCACAAGCUUCAUCUGAACACAGUGAGGCUCAAGAAGACGAGGCUGCUGCAGCACCUGCCGUUACUUCUCCAGUCUUUGAGGCGUCGCCCACUCCUCCAUCCAAGGCAGCCGUAGAAGCUCCAUCCAGUCCCAAAUUGGAAGCAGCGGCGGUGGCGACCGCAGUGGUGGUAGUGGAAGCCGACAGGUCCCGCCACAUGUCAGGCUCAGGGUGCACCAGCCAGGCUUCGGUGGAUGACGACGAAGACGCGCCGGUCACCGACAUCUACUUUCCUCCAGAGGACAGGACCUGGGUGUACUCUCCGCUACACUAUGGCUCAGAGUCUAAGGCCCUGCCAGAUGGAGAUUGGGAAAGAGAGACAUAAACCCUGUUCUGUGACUGAAAGGCGUGAAGAUCUCAGCAGUGAGGGGUUAUCCACCUGAAGUCUAAACCUCCUCAAUGGUAGCAGCGGAUUUCUUUUUGUCUCAAGAGAUUUGAAACCCAAACUAAGAGGCAAAGUGACUGGAAUACCAGAAAAGGGUAGGCGAGGAGGGACGUGAGGAAAAACUGCAGUCCUUGCCAUAUGGUACUUGUGUUUACGUGUGACAUAGUACAAGUGACGUUGUAUGUGAUAUGUUUGGCGUGACACACCACACUAACCUUUGUUGUCUUGCACAUGAACUCAAUUUAACAAACCCAUCUUUUUCGUCCCUUGUGCAUCUAUGUGGCAGCCAUAUUGGAGUAGUGUGGCUUUCCAGAGUAAUGUAAUAGUAGUGGUGGCUCGGGAGGUUCAGUGGCCGCAGGGAUCCCGGUUCGAAUUCCUUUCACUGCCGUUGUGUCCUGGGCAAGACACUUCACCCACUUCUCCCACACAUGGAAGCUUCAAGAUGCUGAUGCAUGACCCGGAUCUGGUCCACAGGCGCCCACUGCUCCUCAAGAAGAUGGGUCGGAUGGAGAGACACCUUUUUCUGUGCAUUGUAUAUGCGAUCAAGUCCAAUUCAUAUCAGUGGUACUGUAUUUGCACACAACCUGUACCUCUCCAAUAUGGCAGCCGCAUGCACGUGCAUACAUUGCCAAAGGGCAUGGGGAAGUCAUGGCCACGCCAAUCAAGUCACCUAACAUUUCCAGAACUAGUUGUUAAGGACAUAAAUCCUUAUAUUUCUUUCAUUUCAACUGUUUUGUAGUCAUUUUAAUUUGACAGUUAUUAUAUACAAUUAUACAGUGAACUGAUAUUUAUUUCUUCAAAAUGUUCUGGUACUUUUUUUUUCCUUACCUUUUUGUAUCUUUUUAUCCAAAGAACCUUGAUUAUUUUUAAAGGCACCUGUGAGGGAUGAACCAGACUCAUGAAAAUUCCAUAUUUUCUCAAAUCGUGGCCCUAACAAAUAAUAAUAAUAAUAAUAAGCGCAUCUCCUCUAAAAGUUGAGCUUUUUUCAAGUGAAAAAAGGUUGACACACAGUUAUCAGACUUUAAAAAGUUGACUGCUGAAGCCACGGAAUAAUGUUGCUAACCAAAACAGCAGCACCUAAACGGUAUCUCCGAUAAAGUCUCAAGACUAACUGCGUGUUGUCGUUCCCUGCGCACCUCCAAUUAGUGUUCUAGUACAGUGGUUCUCAACCUUUUUUCAGUGAUGGACCCCCUGUGAACAUGUUUUUAAUUCAAGUACCCCCUAAUCAGAGCAAAGCAUUUUUGGUUGAAAAAAAGAGAUAAAGAAGUAAAAUACAGCACUAUGUCAUCAGUUUCUAAUAUAUUAAAUUGUCUAACAGUGCAAAAUAUUGCUCAUUUGUAGUGGUCUUUCUUGAACUAUUUGGAAAAAAGAUAUGAAAAUAACUAAAAACUUGUUGAAAAAUAAACAAGUGAUUCAAUUAUAAAUAAAGAUUUGUACACAUAGAAGUAAUCAUCAACUUAAAGUGCCCUCUUUGGGGAUUAUAAUAGAGAUCCAUCUGGAUUUAUGAACUUAAUUCUAAACAUUUAUUUUGUUGAAGUAUUAUUCAAUAAAUAUAUUUAAAAAGGAUUUUUGAAUUGUUGCUAUUUUUAGAAUAUUUAAAAAAAAUCUCACGUACCCCUUGGCAUACCUUCAAGUUCCCCCAGGGGUACGUGUACCCCCAUUUGAGAACCACUGUUCUAGUAGAUUGAAAGGUGGUCGCUCCACAAUGUGGUGUCCAUAUUUAUUUCUAUUUUGUGACGAAUAUCUAACAUUCGCAAAAAUAAGACAAUUUGAGUGAAUAACCAUUUUUUUACCGUUUUAUAAAAAGGCAUUUGUCCAAAUGCCUUACCUCUAAUAGACUCCUAGUAAUAUCUGCAGGUGAGUCACUAAAUGCCACCGGCCACUAUUUGUACAAAAUAUUGUAAAAGUGAAGUUGUUUAAAAGUAUUAUAUAAAAAAAACUGCCCUGACAAUUACCCAGUCCUCUCUGCAGUUAUGUAAAUAAACCACUAUGGCUUCUAUAUGAGAAAAUAUGCUAAUACCUGUCCCAUUAUAGUCUUCCAGCCUGACUCCUUUUUUGGUCAAUCGCCCACACAUCACUAUGGAGUUUUUCCAUCCACUUUUAAUGGAAGGUAAGCUAAUCAAGCUGAUGUUUCUACCAUGCAGUUGCAUCAGGUAGAUCUCUCUCUGUAGUAGUAUUUGCAGUCCAAAAUAGUCUAGAUGUCUACAGUUAGCUGUUAGCUUCAUAGUAUAUGAAUGAACAAGGAAAAAACGCAGUAGUUUUGAAAAAGGAUUGAUUGUUGUUCGACUAACCGUAAUGAAUAGGACCUGAAGUUGGUGGCCAAAAAGAACAUGCAUCGUAUGAGACGUGUGUUGGAUAAAUAGUGCACAAAUAAUUAGACAUUUGUUUUUAAGAUGUGUCUCUAGGUGAAGUCAAUCAACGACUAUUUGCAUACUUUAAACCUCUUCAUCAUUUUUUUUUUCUUGACAGUGGAACCUCCCAAGUCAAACAGCAUAAAAGUUGUGGCGUUCUACCAAAAUUGUGUGACAAUAACCAGAGAAGCAGAUGGAAAACGGUGGGUGAUCUUAUAUAUGGGGGUCUAGAGGUUUAUAAAUAGAUUACUACUAGUCCUUUAUUUUUGUCGCAAAUUAUAGUUUUCCAAGAAGGAUUCUUGAACAGGGUGCUAAUGUACAAACCCUGUUUCCAUAGGAGUUGGGAAAUUGUUCACCACUGUGUUACAUGGCCUUUCCUUUUAACAACACUCAGUAAACGAUUGGGAACUGAGGAGACACAUUUUUUAAGCUUCUCAGGUGGAAUUCUUUCCCAUUCUUGCUUGAUGUACAGCUUGAGUUGUUCAACAGUCCGGGGGUCUCCGUUGUGGUAUUUUAGGCUUCAUAAUGCGCCACACAUUUUCAAUGGGAGACAGGUCUGGACUACAGGCAGGUCAGUCUAGUACCCGCACUCUUUUACUAUGAAGCCACGUUGAUUCAACACGUGGCUUGGCAUUGUCUUGCUGAAAUAAGCAGGGGCGUCCAUGGUAACAUUGCUUGGAUGGCAACAUAUGUUGCUCCAAAACCUGUAUGUACCUUUCAGUAUUAAUGGCGCCUUCACAGAUGUGUAAGUUACCCAUGUCUUGGGCAUUAAUACACCCCCAUACCAUCACAGAUGCUGGCUUUUCAACUUUGCACCUAUAACAAUCCGGAUUGUUCUUUUCCUCUUUGGUCCGGAGGACACGACGUCCACAGUUUCCAAAAACAUUCUGAAAUGUGGACUCGUCAGACCACAGAACACUUUUCCACUUUGUAUCAGUCCAUCUUAGAUGAGCUCAGGCCCAGCGAAGCCGACGGCGUUUCUGGGUGUUGUUGAUAAACUGUUUUCGCCUUGCAUAGGAGAGUUUUAACUUGCACUUACAGAUGUAGCGACCAACUGUAGUUACUGACAGUGGGUUUCUGAAGUGUUCCUGAGCCCAUGUGGUGAUAUCCUUUACACACUGAUGUUGCUUGUUGAUGCAGUACAGCCUGAGGGAUCGAAGGUCACAGGCUUAGCUGCUUACGUGCAGUGAUUUCUUCAGAUUCUCUGAACCCUUUGAUGAUAUUAUGGACCGUAGAUGGUGAAAUCCCUAAAUUCCUUGCAAUAGCUGGUUGAAAAAGUUUUUUCUUAAACUGUUCAACAAUUUGCUCACGCAUUUGUUGACAAAGUGGUGACCCUCGCCCCAUCCUUGUUUGUGAAUGACUGAGCAUUUCAUAGAAUCUACUUUUAUACCCAAUCAUGGCACCCACCUGUUCCCAAUUUGCCUGUUCACCUGUGGGAUGUUCCAAAUAAGUGUUUGAUGAGCAUUCCUCAACUUUAUCAGUAUUUAUUGCCACCUUUCCCAACUUCUUUGUCACGUGUUGCUGGCAUCAAAUUCUAAAGUUAAUUAUUAUUUGCAAAAAAAAAAAAGUAUCAGUUUGAACAUCAAAUAUGUUGUCUUUGUAGCAUAUUCAACUGAAUAUGGGUUGAAAAUUAUUUGUAAAUCAUUGUAUUCCGUUUAUAUUUACAUCUAACACAAUUUCCCAACUCAUAUGGAAACAGGGUUUGUAUCUUCCAUUCAGGGUUGUCUUAGGGCAGUGGUUCUUAACCUUGUUGGAGUUACCGAACCCCACCAGUUUCAUAUGCGCAUUCACCGAAUCCUUCUUUAGUGAAAAAUAAAAUGUUUUUUGUCAAAUUCAAGACAAAGUUAUAUGUUUUUGGUAACACUUUAGUAUGGGGAACAUUUUCUAAGUAACAAAGACUUAAUUUAGAGUUAUUUGGUUAGGGCCAAGGUUAGAGGGUUAGGGUUAUAACAAGGCAUUAAUAAAUACUUAAUGACUAGUUAAGAGCUAAUAUGUUACUAAUUUGCAUGUUAAUAAGCAACUAAUUAAUGGUGAAUAUGUUCCCCAUACUAAAGUGUUACCAUGUUUUUUUACUGGUGCACAAAAUGAACCGUGCAUGAACAUCACCUUGUUCAAAGAACAAAACCAACACAGUGCAUAAACUCACAACAAAUUACACACCUGCAAAUCAGUCAGCUGUUGCCGUAUCCGUAAUACGCCGAUAGGGAGAAGUUUUUAUUUACACGAUGAGUCGGGUGUGUUUUGACCUCCGCCAAACCCCUGAGGCCGACUCACCGAACCCCUAGGGUUCGAUCGAACCCAGGUUAAGAACCACUGUCUUAGGGUCAAUGCAUCCAUUAGUUGCAUCCACAAAAUAACAUUACAAAACACAUGCUAGUGGAAAUAACUUUUAGCUAAACAGAUAAUGCCAACUAACACCUUUUACUGGUUAUGGUCUCCAAAAGAUACAUUUUACUAUAUUGUAGUUUAAACUAUACAGUCAUAAUUCAAUUAUAUGACAGUUAGGAAUGUUACAAUGUUGCUUUAAACAUUGUCUCCACAAUUAGUGAAAGUGUUAUAGUUGCCACAGUUAGAUCUUGGAACAGAUUAUUAACAUUCUGACUUGUGUGACUUGGGAGGUUCCAGUGUAUUUCCAUCGACUCUCACAAAUGGUGCACUCGGUUCGAAGAGUACGUUUUAUCUGUAACAGAGGCCAGUUUGUUGCUCCUGGUGUGUAAUCAAUCUGCUGUCAUCAGAUGGAGAACAUAGCAAUAUUUCUUUCAUUUUAUUUGAUUUCAAUUGCCUUAUUAUGGAAGAAAAUGUAAAUAUAGUACCAUUGUUUAUUCAUAUAUUGUCUUUUUUUUCACCUAUGCAGUCGUAUUUAUUUUUAUUUCUCAUAGUUGUGCUCCUGGGAAUGUGUACAUACAAAUUAUAAAUACAUAUAUAAAGAUAUAAAAAUAUAUAUUUUCCAUUGAAAUUGGAGAAUAUUAUUUUUGUUUGGUUUUAUUUUUGCUGCUCGAUUAGAGAUAAUUUACGGAGUCAUAUUUGCCAGUGUGUUUACUGAGAAGCAGCAUUUAAAGUGUGUGACCACGUCACGGCUGUUUGUUUGUGAAACGAACCAAAAAGAUGUGUUGGUUUUACUGUACAUGCAAACCAGUAGGGAUUCUUCCAAAGUGUUCAAGCUGUGUUGUGUGUGUUUAGUGUGUGUUUUCAAUUCGCCGUGUGCUCCCCUCUUCCAAUAGGAAGAGCCCUUUACAGAGACAUAGCAUGGUUUCAAAAUGAAUAAUGCAGAUCACAAAUGUGUAUUUAUGUAUAUCUGUGUAUAUUCAUCUAUUUAUACCAGAGGAUAAAUAGAUGACUGUAAGUGUGUGUGUGUGUGUGCGUGUGUGUGUACGUGUGUAUGUUUGGACUCAAUCAGAAUGAAUAGAAAAUAAAGCAGUUCUAUGAAUUGUCCAACGCA
This is a messenger RNA of Nerophis lumbriciformis (worm pipefish), 8311 nucleotides long. RefSeq names its product phosphatidylinositol-4-phosphate 5-kinase, type I, gamma a (gene pip5k1ca). Gene Ontology annotation, molecular function: 1-phosphatidylinositol-4-phosphate 5-kinase activity. The record is from RefSeq and is a predicted model, not a curated record. Gene Ontology annotation, biological process: phosphatidylinositol phosphate biosynthetic process. Lineage: Eukaryota; Metazoa; Chordata; Actinopteri; Syngnathiformes; Syngnathidae. Gene Ontology annotation, cellular component: plasma membrane.